Penicillium macrosclerotiorum is the source of this 1305-nucleotide messenger RNA. RefSeq names its product folic acid synthesis protein. The transcript is spliced from 3 exons. Gene Ontology annotation, molecular function: 2-amino-4-hydroxy-6-hydroxymethyldihydropteridine diphosphokinase activity; dihydropteroate synthase activity. Gene Ontology annotation, biological process: tetrahydrofolate biosynthetic process. The record is from RefSeq and is a predicted model, not a curated record. Gene Ontology annotation, cellular component: mitochondrial envelope. Lineage: Eukaryota; Fungi; Ascomycota; Eurotiomycetes; Eurotiales; Aspergillaceae. Bases 1 to 1305 code for a protein of 434 amino acids.
AUGAACCCUACACAGGGCAGUCCACAACUUCAUCGUGCAUUCAUCGCGCUAGGAAGUAACGUGGGGGAUCGAGUGGAGAUGAUUGAGAAAGCUUGCCAGGAAUUGGACCGGGCCAAUAUCAAAGUUAAACGGACAAGCUCCCUCUUUGAGACUACUCCUAUGUAUGUGCUUGACCAAGCUACAUUCAUAAACGGAGUCUGUGAAGUUGAAACAAGUCUCGCGCCCAUGGAACUCUUGGAUACUCUCCAAUCCAUUGAGAAUGAGCUAGGUCGAAAGAAACUCAUUGACAAGGGCCCGCGCUCAAUUGAUCUGGAUAUUCUACUCUACGACCAAGAUAUCUUCUCCCAUGAACGUCUGAAUGUUCCACACAACUUAAUGCUCGAGCGUGACUUUGUGCUCCGUCCUCUCUGCCAAUUGAUUCCCAAUGAACGACCACCCCAGCCAGAAAAGAGUGGUCAGACUUAUAGCGAAUAUCUCAAGGCUCUCCCACCCCCAGAGCCAAUCCCCUUCUCGACGACUCCGAUCUCUCCUUCUUUUCCAUCGCUGCACGCAACAGACCCUAAACGCAGCACCCAUGUCAUGGCCAUCCUCAACCUAACCCCAGAUUCCUUCUCUGACGGCGGCACCCACUCCCCAACAGACUUCACCAAGCUGACGGAGACAGUGCGCAACUUCAUCACCGCUGGCGCCACCAUAAUCGAUGUAGGCGGCGAAAGCACGCGACCAGGAUCAACCCCCGUCGGCGCCGACGAAGAAAUUGCUCGCGUGGUCCCCGCUAUCCAACACAUACGCACUACUAUCCCCGAAGCAGCCAACAUCGCUAUCAGCAUCGACACGUAUCGUGCCCGUGUUGCAGAGGCAGCAUGCGCCGCCGGCGCAGACAUCAUCAACGACGUCUCCGCCGGCCUCUUGGACCCAGAAAUGCUACCCACUGCCGCGCGCAUCGGCAAAUCAAUCAUCUUAAUGCACAUGCGUGGAACACCGCAAACCAUGACAAAACUUGUCGACUAUCCGAACGGAGUCAUUCCCGAAGUCGGGUCCGAGCUGCGCGCGCGGAUCGCCGCCGCCGAAGACGCCGGCGUCCGGCGCUGGCGCAUCAUCCUAGAUCCAGGCCUCGGCUUUGCGAAGAAUCAGCCACACGACUUGGAAAUCUUGCGCGACCUAUCUCGUUUGCGUGGUCUGCAAGGGCUAGAAUACUUUCCGUGGCUGAUGGGCCCUAGUCGGAAGCGAUUCAUAGGCCACAUCACUGGCGUCAAGACCCCCGCGGGAGCGUGUCUGGGGUACCGGUGCGACUGUGUCGGCUAG